Molecule: messenger RNA, 1996 nt
Organism: Daucus carota subsp. sativus
Lineage: Eukaryota; Viridiplantae; Streptophyta; Magnoliopsida; Apiales; Apiaceae
Product: probable protein phosphatase 2C 25
Exons: 4
Coding region: 395-1603 (402 amino acids)
Biological process (GO): peptidyl-threonine dephosphorylation
Molecular function (GO): protein serine/threonine phosphatase activity; cation binding
Source: RefSeq, a predicted model, not a curated record
GGGUCUGCAUCUUCCUUAUCUCUUCUACAUCUACAUUACAUAUCAUCUCAACUUUUUCUGUCUUGUAUCUAAAAUUUCUACUGUAUCCAGCUUGUAAGCAAAUUGUAUUACGUUCUUCUCCCUUUGUGUAGCCUAUAAUUUAUAAAAAUAUCUUAAUAAAAACCAAGUUUGUUACGGAAAUCAAUUUAUUUGUCGUAUAAAGUUUCCGUCUCUCUGCAUAAGCACUUUAUCUGCUUUUGCAUGAGUUUUGGUUUCUCAAUAAUCCUCUGUUCUGAUCCUUGAAGUCCAGAACUCUGCAAUUGAACUGGUUUUAUACUUAAAUCUAAUAUUUGAGGUAUUCAUAUGGUGUCGUUGUUGAUAGUUUAUAUGGGCUUGUUGAGGUAGGAAAUGAGGGAUGUUUUCUUGGUUGGGAAGGAUAGUAAUGGCUUGUUGGCGACCGGUGAGUCAAUAUGCCCGUAUGAACAAGGAUAGUAAUGGUAACAGUAACAAUAGUAGUCAUAAUACUGAUGAUAAUGAUGAUGCUAGCGUUCUGGCAGACCCUCUUCUAUGGUGCAAAGACCUUGAAAAACACUUUUAUGGCGAGCUGUCGUACGCCAUAGUACAGGCCAAUGAGGUUAUCGAGGAUCACAGUCAGGUUGAGACUGGCCAAAUGGCCACUUUUGUUGGAGUUUAUGAUGGUCAUGGCGGCCCUGAAGCAUCCCGUUUCAUUCGUGAUCACUUGUUUCUUCAUCUAAUGACUAUUGCACGAGAAAAUGGAACAAUAUCAGAAGACAACCUGAGGAAUGCAUUUUCCGCCACUGAAGAUGGAUUUCUCUCUCUUGUGCGAAGGACAAUUGAAAUAAAACCUUUAAUGGCAUCAAUUGGUUCUUGCUGUUUGGUGGGAGUUAUUUGGAAGGGAAUAUUAUAUAUAGCUAAUCUGGGUGAUUCCAGAGCUGUUAUCGGUUCUGUAUCUAGAUCUAAUAAAAUUGUUGCAGAGCAGUUGACUAGGGAUCAUAAUGCUAGCACGGAGGAGGUUAGGAAUGAACUCAUUUCAGCACAUCCUGAGGAUUCUCAUAUAUUAGUUAUGAAGCAUGGCGUGUGGCGCAUAAAGGGAAUCAUUCAGGUAUCUAGAUCCAUUGGAGAUGCUUACUUAAAAAGGCCAGAAUUCUCCCUGGAUCCAUCAUUCCCGCGCUUCCACCUUCCUGAGCCUAUUCGCAGUCCAGUACUAAGAUCAGACCCAUCUAUCUGUACUAGAGAGUUACAACCCAAUGACAAAUUCAUUAUAUUUGCAUCUGAUGGCCUUUGGGAACACAUGUCAAAUCAGGAGGCAGCUGAAAUUGUACACAAUAAUCCCAGAGCAGGCAUUGCAAGCAGACUUCUUACAACAGCUUUGCAUGAAGCAGCUCGGAAAAGACAGAUGAGGUACGAUGAUCUUAAAAAAUUACAGAAAGGGGUGAGGCGUUUCUUCCAUGAUGAUAUCACUGUUGUUGUGAUCUUCAUGGACAAUGGGUUGUUGGAGAGAAGUAUGCAUGCGCCUCAACUCUCUGUACGAGGGGGCAUCGACACCAUUGGGCCAUCAAGGUUCAACAUUGUACAGACUGAUGGAAAUGCCAACUCCUCUUAAAGAAGAGAACAUGAUCUCCCUGAUUUUAUUCCAGAACAUCCUAAACGGAAUUCUUGAAUUAUUUGGUGGAAGGGGGUCUAUGACCUUGGUUGUUGCACAUAACUAGCGAGUAAACAGAGUGAUGAUCAAUAAGUGUGAUGGAAGUCGUCACCUAGCUUUUUGGGUUGAGAUAGACCCAAUAGCCCCUAGCGGUGUUAUGGCAACUCAAGUUUUAACGACAUCAUGUGAAAUUUGAAUGAGUUUAGGGUAGCUUGUUCAUGUGUUAUGGGAUUAUAAGCUGCAGGUUGUCAAGCUUUAAUAUGUGAAAUCCGGCCUCAUAGACGAAAUGUAUGUUCUUCUUUUCCCGUGACUCUGCCCUGGGGUUAUAAUAUAUUUCCGACAUCUUUUUGUUUC